Messenger RNA from Lindgomyces ingoldianus, 531 nucleotides. RefSeq lists its product as uncharacterized. Bases 1 to 531 code for a protein of 176 amino acids. The record is from RefSeq and is a predicted model, not a curated record. The transcript has 9 exons. Lineage: Eukaryota; Fungi; Ascomycota; Dothideomycetes; Pleosporales; Lindgomycetaceae.
AUGGCUCGGGUACAGAAGCAGAAAUUGAUUCUGGUUGGGCCUACGAGUGGAAAUGGAAACGAACUUUCUAAGAUCACUUUUCCCUUAGUAUUUACCCAUUUGUCAAACGUACUCACGAGACGGAAAUUGCGCCGAAUUUUGUGGGGAAUUGCAAGCAUCUGUAAGGAUGGGGCUCUGUACCACUGUGCCUAUACAACCAAAAAGGUGCGAAUAAUCAACCAACGUACAGGCCUCUUCCAGCCUUACAGUAUCCACCCAGAGGGGUUCCAUAUCAUCGAGAUGUUUGAAGUUGACCUCUUGAUGGACCUCUCCUAUGUUUGGGAAGAAUGGUAUAGGAGGGAUGUUGUUGAUCAUGGUAUUGGUCAGGCUGGACUCACCAUUCUCGUAAGCCUGUAUGCACAGGAAAGUGAAAAUGCGACGAUUGGAUCUAGCACUAUUGCCUGGAAGUGCCUGAGCGGGCUUAGAAGACUAGCAACCGCAGGAGGCUCAGCCUUGGAGCGAAAGCCAGUUUUCAGAAUCACGGGAUUAUAG